Molecule: messenger RNA, 501 nt
Organism: Cokeromyces recurvatus
Lineage: Eukaryota; Fungi; Mucoromycota; Mucoromycetes; Mucorales; Mucoraceae
Exons: 1
Source: RefSeq, a predicted model, not a curated record
CAAUGGCGUAAACUUAGCAAUACAGCUCUUACUAGGACUUUACAUGCGCCUCUUGAUAGCCUGAACACCUUUACCCUUCGUCGACAUUGCUAUAAUUUUAUUGCAAGGAAUUUCCAACUUACUCUCCGGCAAAGGCACAGCAAAUUAUUGACUGUCUGUCGUCCUUCUUUGUCCUUGGAUCUCAUCCUGUGGUUACCUAUGCUCCCAAUCGAACAUAGUCGACUCAUUAGAUGGUGGCUGGGCUGGCUGCCUGGUGGUACUUCUAAAUCUUGUCAAUGCGGAUCACACAAUCUAACAAAGAAACACAGCAUCCAUUGCCUACGCAUCCAUUCUCAAUUAUAUAUAUCGCAAGACAUGGAUGACACCAUCUCGUGUCUUCUCAAUCGGUUUCCCUCUAGACUGCCCAAGCCACUUCAUACACAGGCCUACUGGCAAAUACAUUGGAUUGUCAUCCAAAGAUUCCUCUUAGCUUCUUGUGUAUACAUUCACCCAAAAAACUAA